GUUAACUUGUCCUGGUCCACGUUUUGCAGCUUGAAAACAGCCACAGUGGCGAUAAGCAGCUCUGUGGAAGCGGAGGGAUUGGCCCAUCGCUGCCCAGACAAGACUGUUGUGAAAGUGUUGAGCUCUUAGCAGGAAUGUAGUGACAGGUCUAGACCUGAACUUCCGCAUUAGGCAGGAAGAAGUCAACAGACAGCCAGAUGCAAUCCACAUCAACACACCCAAAUCUGCCUGCUUAUGACCGUUUUUGUGCAUUUUUGGUGUUGAGCUUCGUUAGAGAAUAACAUUUCCAGGUGGAACUAUUGUCCAUGAAGCUGUUAUCUUGAAACUAACUGGUGAACAAAAAGGGGAUAUACACAUUUGAAAAGAUGGAUGACAUUGACGCCAUGUUCAGCGACCUGCUGGGGGAGAUGGACCUCCUCACUCAGAGUCUCGAUCAGGAAACUGUGCCUCCUGCGCCGCUGCCCAGCACCGAGAAGGAAGCCAACUUCUCCAUCGGCUUCACUGACCUCAACGCGUCCCUCCAUGAGCUGGAGGACAAUGAUUUGGACGCUCUCAUGGCUGACCUGGUGGCUGACCUCAGCGCAACAGAAGAGAAACUCGCGGCGGAGAUCGAAGGCCUGAAGGUGCCGCCACCGCCCCCAUCGGAGCAGCAGCUGCCGCCGCCGCCCCCCAAAGACCUGACCACGCGACCGGCCUCCUCGCUCACCUCGCCAACAUCCCCCGCAAGCACCAGCAGCAAUGUUAGCACCCCUUCCCCCUCCACCACCUCCCCCUUACCACCUCCUCAGUCGAAGAAGCCCACAAAGGAGGAAAUUGAGGCGCAGAUGAAGGCAGACAAAAUCAAACUCGCUCUUGAGAAGCUUAAGGAAGCCAAAGUGAAAAAGUUGGUGGUGAAAGUGCUGAUGAACGACGGCUGUUCCAAGACUCUGAUGGUGGAUGAAAGACAAAACGUCAGGGAAGUUCUGGACAACAUGUUUGAGAAAACUCACUGUGACUGUAAUGUGGACUGGAGCCUGUGUGAGACCAACCCUGAACUGCAACUCGAACGGACAUUUGAAGACCACGAGAACCUUGUGGAGCCGCUCUUAGCGUGGACGCGGGACAGCGAGAACAAAAUCCUCUUUCAAGAGAGAGGGGAAAAACAUGAGGUUUUCAAAAACCCACAGAACUUUUAUCUAUGGAAGAAGGAUAAGAAAACUCUCAAAGACAUUAAAGACAAAGACAAGGAGUUAUUAAUACAGGAGAACUUCUGCGGCACUUCCAUCAUCGUGCCUGAUCUCGAGGGGGUUCUGUACCUCAAAGAAGACGGCAAGAAGUCCUGGAAGCAGCGGCUCUUCCAGCUGAGGGCCUCGGGAAUUUAUUAUGUGCCCAAAGGGAAGACCAAGUCCUCCCGUGAUCUCGUCUGCUUUAUCCAGUUCGACAACGUAAACGUCUACUAUGGCAAAGACUUCAAGAGCAAAUACAAGGCCCCGACUGACUUCUGCUUUGUUCUGAAGAUAUUUUAUUCUGUCUCGCAGGACUUUGGAAACUUCCCUCCCCCACCUCCUCCUCCACCACUGGGUGAAAUCCUCCCCCCACCUCCUCCGGACCCCGUCCUUCCUCCUCCACCGCCUCCUUUGGCUGCCAAGAGUGCCUUGAAACCUGCUGGCCCACAGAAACACCUGCCGACCAACUUCCCUCCACCUCCAUCUGCGAUGGACAACCUCCCACCUCCACCGCCGCCUCCACCCAUCGACGACGCCUCCGAGGCCCCACCCGACUUCCUUCCACCUCCUCCUUCGGCCGCCGGCUUCGGUUUGCUCCCACCUCCUCCACCAUCGAUGGUGAACUCUCUACCACCGCCACCCCCACCGGCUAGUUUCGGGGGCAUGGACCUUCCUCCUCCACCACCAGAUCCGGUGUCUUUACCUCCACCACCUCCAUCUCAGCCAGUGUUCACAGGAGCUGGGGCACCACCGCCACCUCCACCACCUCCUCCUCCACCACCUGCCGCCCCUGUUGCUGCCCCACGAGUAGCUGUGCGGCCCGCGGGAUCCCUGAAGAAGGUUCCUCCUGCCCCGCCAAAGAGGACUACACCACCGCUGCACGGAGGAGGUGGAGGUGGAGGAGGAGGUGGAGACUUCAUGUCAGAACUGAUGCUCGCCAUGCAGAAGAAGCGUUCGGAUCAUUAAUCAAUCAUCAAUUUGUGGAUUAUAAAUAUAGUACGAACUUAAUCUGCAAGAAAAAGCAAACGUGUCUUUAAAGACAUUCAUUAAUCUAUUCAUAGUUUACAAAGCAAAAGACCAAAGAGAUACCUUUUAAAGAAAAUGUUGUAAUAACGCUUUUGUACUGAGUUUGGAAACUGGUGUCACAAUUUGCUUUAAGAAGCAAUAUCUGUUGGGAUAAACACAAAGUUAUUUUUUAUGACAUUAAAAUCAAAAAGCUGUUGUCAUACUUCCAAGAGACACUUUUAUAGGAUUGUACAUACGUUUGCAUGGAUGAAGGGCUGUAAAUACUGUAAAAACACAUUCUCACAGUGUCCAGGGAAUAUACAGUGUACCCAGUUAGUUUUCAGAUGACUGUUACCCAAAUAAAACCUCCGAAAUAAACCCUUUAAAAUCCUGGUGGCUUAAGAAAUGCA
Amphiprion ocellaris (clown anemonefish) is the source of this 2620-nucleotide messenger RNA. RefSeq names its product amyloid beta (A4) precursor protein-binding, family B, member 1 interacting protein (gene apbb1ip). The coding region runs from base 366 to 2171 and encodes 601 amino acids. The transcript has 11 exons. The record is from RefSeq and is a predicted model, not a curated record. Gene Ontology annotation, biological process: signal transduction. Lineage: Eukaryota; Metazoa; Chordata; Actinopteri; Pomacentridae. Gene Ontology annotation, cellular component: cytosol; plasma membrane.